GGUGAGGUUUGGAACCACUGAUCUGGUUGUACACUUAUCACCAUGGUUGACACCCGGAGGGGGUUGAGCACUAGCCCUUACACUCAGGAACAGCAAGAGAAAAUGGUCGCCUUAGUGAGAGAGAACAAAGAGAGGAAAGAGCUCCAGAAGCAGGCGAAGCUAAAGGCUAUCGCAGAGGAACAGGCGGGUAAGAUGAAGAGAUUGGAGGAGGAGAUGAAGAGAGUUCAGAAGGAGGAGGAAGAGAGGAGAAAGGUUGCCGAAGAAGAAGCAGCAGCGGAGGAAGAAAAAGAGAGAAUGAGGAUUGAGAGUGGAGAAGGGGGUAGUGGCACGAAGAGGGAUAAAGAUGCAGAGAUGGAGAAGAAAAUAACGAGUGAGCUAGCAGCAAUGAAGGACCCUAUGGAACGGCGAGAAAGGGAGGAGGAGCAUAAGUUGGCUUGGAAACUGAGGAUGAAGAGGGAGAAGAAGAGGAGGAGAGAGGAAGUCAACAAACUGACCGCAGAGGUGGCGAAGGUACAGGAGUGUAGGAAGGAAGUGGAGGCCCAAGCAGACGACAAGGCCAAAUGGGAUAAGGUGUUGGGCUACCUUGAAGUGUUGAGCACGACAUGGAUGGAGGAGCUCCAAGCCAGUUGGAGCCAAGAGGUAGCUUUGAGUGCAAUGCGGUUGGGGCUUAGAGAUUUUGCGCGCGAGAUAGUCACCCACAUUGGGGGCGAAGUUAAGCAUCUGAGAGACAAUGUGGGGAAGUUUUGUGAGGGCGCUAUUGAGGGCGCCGAAGCGAUAACCGCUGUAGAGGGCGAGGCCAGGCCUCGCAAGGACCCAGUCAAGCUUAAGUUCCCCGAUGCUGAUGGGGGGAAAUCUAACGAGAACUUCGAUAACUGGGAGGCUAGUGUAAACCGCUGUCAGGACAAAAAUCCCUGUGAGGGUUUUUGCCCGAGGUUUUCGAGGCUCCCUAGUCCAUCAGGGGAGGUCAAGACUGCCCGCCUGUUCCAUGUGUCAGGUGUAGACAACACCUUGGCACACUUCUGUCUCAGUGCUCCCGCGUUCGUGCGACUAGUGAAGGAGCAGUUGGAGGACCAGGUCGUUGUAGUUUAUGUUAGACCUGUCACUGCGGCCAAGAAAGAAGAUAGUUCCACAGAUCCAACCAUAGCCAAGCUGCUGGAGGAGUUCAAAGACUUGAAUGAGUCGCCGACAGGAGUAGUGCCGCGACCCAUCCAGCACAGGAUAGAGAUAGAGCUUGGCAGUAGAACUCCUAAGGGAACAGUCUACAGGAUGUCCCCUAGAGAGUUAGGAGUUGCGCAAGCAGUUAGACGAGAUCCUCGAGAAAGGUUGGAUCAGGCCCAGUUCGUCUGCUUUUGGAGCACCAGUCCUGAAGGAGAGCUGAGAAUGUGUGUAGACUAUAGGGGUUUGAAUGCUAUCACAGUGAAGAAUGCCGAGCCGCUGCCCAGGAUAGACGAUCUCCUAGAUCGGGUGCAGGGUUGCAAGUAUUUCUCCAAGAUAGACCUGAAGUCCGGUUAUCAUCAGAUAGAGGUCCAUCCUGAUGACCAGUACAAGAUUGCUGACGACGACGGGGAUCAAGGCAGCAAUGAAGAUCAUGGUGACGGCGAGGACCACGACAGAGGCAAGAUCACGGCGACAGCGGUAGUGACAGCAGCUACGAAGGUCUCGACAAUGACGAAGAUCACGGCGGCGGCGAAGGUUACGACAGCGAUGGGGGAGCGAGCUGCUCCGAUACGAGUGUGACGAGCGCAGAGGCAGAGGACGAGGCGGGAGCAGAGGGAGAGAGAGAAUGAGAGCACACACACACUCACUCACUCACGCGAGUGAACUCGACCGGACGCAAACCAGAGGCUGAGGCACAAAGUUGAAGUCUUGGUUUUGAAGGCCAGAGUAGCAGUGAGUCACAUUGCACAUGAAAACGACGUCUCAAAUCUUGUUCCAAGCUGAAUGCAAAACUGGUCCCCGUACUGUACGGGGCACCGGUAUAAGUACCGGGGGCAAAUCUGCAAAGCACCAAGGGCAGAACUGAAAAAUGUGGAAUUUGAAAGUGGCUCCCGGAUUGCAGCAUGGCGCCAAUUGUCCAGAAUCCUACGGUACCAAAGGAGGGGUUUAGAAAAAGGGUGCCAGGCCGAAAACGGGAUGCAGCCGAAACAGCAAAAAGAUGGACCAGGGAUCGAGCCCUGGCGGAGUCCGUAACAAGCUUGGUCAAGUUGGUCACGAUUUUUGAAUAGCUUUUUAUAAAGCGUUGAUAGUAGCCGGCAAGGUCAAGAAAUGAACGAACAUCCGUAAC
Messenger RNA from Chara braunii, 2284 nucleotides. The record is from the annotation of a GenBank genome assembly. Lineage: Eukaryota; Viridiplantae; Streptophyta; Charophyceae; Charales; Characeae.